Ambispora gerdemannii is the source of this 435-nucleotide messenger RNA. Lineage: Eukaryota; Fungi; Glomeromycota; Glomeromycetes; Archaeosporales; Ambisporaceae. The record is from the annotation of a GenBank genome assembly.
AUGUUGGAUGGCAUUGAAGACCCUCAUAAUUUUGGGGCAAUUUUGCGGACAUGUGCAGCUCUAAAAGUUGAUGGAGUAAUUAUUAGCAAAAAAAAUCAAGUGCCGGUUAAUAGCACCGUAGUUAAGGUUUCGGUUGGCGGUAUAGCCCAUGUUCCGGUUUGUCAAGUCGAUAGUUUAAGUGGAGCAGUUAAUGAACUAAAAAAAAGAGAUUACAAAAUUAUUUCUACUAUUUGCGAACCAGGAGCUCGCGAGUAUGAUAAAUUUGAAUUUGAUUUUCCAGUUUGUUUAAUAUUUGGCAAUGAAGGUGAAGGAAUUAAAAAGUCAUUAAUUAAAAAAAGUGAUUAUUCUCUCUACAUUCCGAUGAGUAAUAAUAUUGACUCCUUAAACGUUUCGGUUAGUUGUGGCAUUAUUUUGGCACAGAUAGUUUCCCAAUGA